Messenger RNA from Lodderomyces beijingensis, 2877 nucleotides. The record is from the annotation of a GenBank genome assembly. NCBI's taxonomy places the organism in Eukaryota, Fungi, Ascomycota, Pichiomycetes, Serinales, Debaryomycetaceae.
AUGUCGUGGACUCCCGAUCAGAACGCCAUCGAGCAACUCAAGCACAUAUUCAAAGGAACGUUAUCGCCAAACAACGAAGAGCGAAGACUUGCGAACGAGGCGCUCAUCGAUGCCAAACAGAACAGCGAGUUUGAGAAUUAUCUAUUCACACUAUUGGUGGUUGACGACUCGACCAGGGCCGACGUGCGAGCUGCAGCCGGGAUCAAUUUGAAAAAUGCCAUUCUCAAGAACAAGCAGCAUGAAAACAUCGAGCGGAGUUACCUCAUGGCCAAUAUCAUGCAGGGGUUGGCCAGCAGCGACAAUCUCGUGAGAAACACAACGGGGAGUGUGAUAGCGUCGCUUUUUGCAAUCUACGGCUUGGACUACUGGGGAUCGGCCUUGAGUGACCUAUUACACAUUGCACAACAACCAUUGCAACCGGGCAACAAUUUCAAAACCCAGGAGGCCGCCAUGAGCACCCUUGCUAAGAUCUGCGAAGAUUCCGUUUUGGAGUUGGACAGGGAAGUGAAUGGCAACCGACCAUUGAACUACCUCAUGGCCGAGCUUCUCAAAUUGUUGGAUCUGCCCAGCGUGAAAAUCAAGGCAUACGCCGUGCAUUGCAUCAACCAGUUUAUUCUCAUGAAUACCCAGUCGUUUUUGGUCAUCUUGGACCCCUACCUCAGCAAGACUUUCCAGUUGGCCCAGGAAACCGACGGCGAUACCAGUGCCGGCGGUGAAGAGUUGAAGAAGAAUAUAUGUACUAGUUUUCUCACGAUAUUGGAAACGAGGCCCGAUAAAGUGGCGCCGCAUCUAGAUGGAAUUAUCCACUAUUGUACUCACUUGAUGCAGAACGAUCAAAACGAUAGUGCCGUGGCGUUGGAAGCGUGCGAGUUUAUGCUUGCUCUAGCGACAAACGUAGAGUUUGCCGGGGUUUUCAAUUCAGAAACAUUGAAAACAAUCUUGCCUUUGCUUUUGGAGAAGAUGGUAUACUCUGAAGACGAAAUUGUAUCGAUUGAACUCGCGAAUGAGAGAGACGAUUCGCACAUGGCUGAUAAGGACGAAGAUAUCAAGCCCAAAAACGCAAAGUCUAAAGAUGCGAGAUCAGCAAAUGGGACAGAUAAGCGUAGUGAUAAGCUUGGCGAGGUUGGUUCUGACGACCUUGCAAAGGGAAAUGACGGCGCAGACGGAAAUACAAACAACGUUGCAGUCAACGACGACGACGACGAUGAAGAUGCUAAUGAUGACGACGAUGAUGACGGAGAUGAUGAUGAAAUAGGCUGGAGUGUGAGAAAGUGCGCAGCUGCCACAUUGGAUGUGUUGAGUGAGCAUUUGCCUCAGGAGGUGCUUUUAGUCGCGUUGCCCAUUCUACAAGAACGGAUAUUAUCCGAUCAGUGGCCCGUGAGAGAGGCUGCGAUUUUGGCAUUUGGUGCCAUGAGCACCAGUUUCACCAAUUUGGCCAGCGAUCGAUUACCUCAGCUCGUGCCGUACUUGGUGGAUAAACUACAAGACCCACAGCCCACAGUGCGUCAAAUUACUUGCUGGACAUUGUCACGAUAUGCUGCAUGGGUGGCUGCCGAAGCCCACGAAGGCGGCGUAUACGCAAGCUACUUUCAACCAACUUUUGAAUCAAUCAUCGCGUGCACCUUGGACCCUAAAAAAGUCGUGCAAGAGGCAGCGUGCUCUGCACUUUCGUCCUUUAUCGAUGCAAGUGACUCGUCGUUGAUUGUGUAUUACCUCCAGCCUUUGUUGGAGCAAUUUGCAAAGUGUUUCCAUAUAUACCAGAGAAAGAACAUGUCCAUUUUGUACGACUGCGUGCAGACUUUUGUCGAAAAGAUGGGGUACGAAAACUUGUCGCAGGACCCAAAGUACUUGAACAUCUUGCUCCCUCCAUUGUUGCAGAAAUGGGAACGAUUAUCCGACGAAGACGCAGCGUUGUGGCCAUUGAUAGAGUGCAUGGCCUCGGUUGCUGCCACCUCCAAGGAAUUGUUUGCACCAUACGCAGUGCCCGUUUACGAAAGAGCAAUGAAGAUAUUGUCCAACUGCAUUUUGGAGGAUCAAACUUGCCAGACAGAUGUCAAUGUUGAUGUGCCGGAGAAAGAUUUCAUGGUGACCUCGUUGGACUUGAUCGAUGGGUUGGUUCAGGGGUUCGAGUACCAGUCAAUCGACUUGAUCCAACACGACAACUCAAGCUCCGACUUGCUGAAUAUCCUAUUGGCAUGCUUUGACGAUUACAAUCAAGAUGUGAGACAAUCGGCAUUUGCCUUGUUGGGCGACCUUGCCAUUUUCGUGGUGGAUGUAUUGAAACCGUAUGUGCAUCCAAUUUUCCUUAGCAUCGGCAAGGAAAUCACCAAUAGAACACACGAUACCUUCCCCGUACAUAACAAUGCCAUUUGGGCAUUGGGAGAGAUGAUCAUUCGUUUACCCGCAGAAGAAACCAAGCAAUACUGGGAAAACUUUAUCAAUUUAUUAAUACCCAUACUCAACACCCAGGAAAUCGAAUCGACGGUAUUGGAGAAUUGCGCCAUCACCUUGGGCAGAAUGGGGUUGUACGGGUCAGAAGCCGUGGCGCCAAGGUUAGCCGAGUUUAUCCUACCUUGGUCUCAGAAUUUCGUCUACCUCGAUGAUAACGAAGAAAAGCAAACUGGAUUAACCGGAAUCAUUAAACUGAUUAGUCUCAACCCCGAUAACGGCUUCGGUGGACUAAACACUCAACAGGGGAAGAAGAAACUUGCCAAAUUUUUGGAAGUCUUGGCUGCCUACCAGGAUGCCAACAGUGAGCUUCAAAGUCUAUUUUUGAAUUUAAUCACUAGUUUCAAACAACUUGUUGGCGAUGAAGUAUGGAAUAACCAGGUGUUGAACUAUGUCGACCCCACGUUGAGGCAAGCUUUGACUUUUUGA